UUUGUCUUCUUUAAGCAUGAGAAAUUCGUUUCAUUUUCUCACACACAUAAAUAUAUAUAUAUAUAUACAUAAAUAUUAUAUAUAUAUAUGUGUGUGUGUGUGGAGGAGUAUGAAUGUAAUAAGUUGAGUUUGGUUUGGGACUUGGGUUAGGAAAGAGCUAUAGUUAGUUAGGCAAUACAAGUACAAACUAGUAUUUUAUUAUAUAUAGUCCUAUAUAUAUAUAAUAAAUAUAAGGUAAUUAUAUAUAUAUAUAAUAUGGAUGAUGAGAAUAGAGAAGUGCUGCUGGUGAGGCAUGAAGAAGAAGAAGAAGAAGAAGAAAGGGUUUACUAUGAUGAUGAAAGCUGCCCAGGUUGUGUUCUUGACAAAAUCAAGCAAUCCAAUUCUGCUGUCCCUUUCAACUAUUUGUUCUUUGUUUUUCUUCUUGCCCUUGCUGCAGCUUUGCCAAUAUCAUCUUUGUUUCCUUUUCUCUAUUUCAUGAUAAGGGAUUUUGGUAUAGCAAAAAAGGAUGAAGAUAUUGGUUAUUAUGCUGGUGCUGUAGGAUGUGCAUUCAUGUUUGGGAGAUUUUUGACUUCUAUUUUCUGGGGAAUGAUAGCUGAUCGAUAUGGUCGAAAACCAGUCAUGAUUUUUGGCACAAUUUCAGUGGUAAUUUUCAACACACUUUUUGGACUUAGCACAAACUUUUGGAUGGCACUCUCAACUAGGUUUCUUCUUGGAAGCUUGUGUGGGAUACUUGGACCAAUGAGGGCAUAUGCUUCAGAAAUUUGCCGCAAAGAAUAUCAAGCUUUGGGAAUGUCAAUAAUUAGCACAGCUUGGGGAAUUGGAUUAGUAAUUGGGCCAGCUCUUGGAGGUUUUCUUGCACAGCCUGCAGAGAAAUUCCCAAAAAUAUUUUCCAAAGAUUCUCUAUUUGGGAGAUUUCCAUACUUUUUACCUUGUUUGCUGAUAUCAACAUUUGCUUUGGGUGUGACUUUCUUGUGCCAUUGGCUACCGGAAACACUUCACUUUCAUAACAAAAAGGAUGAAGAGAAUGAGAGCUCAAAUGGAUCUUAUCCCAAAGAAAAUUUAGAAGAAAAUGUGGUGAAAUGUUCUCCUCAAAAACAAAGUCUCUACAAGAACUGGCCUCUAAUGUCAUCUAUUAUGUUGUACUGUGUUUUCCAACUUCAUGACAUGGCUUAUUCAGAGAUUUUUCCAUUAUGGGCUGUGAGUCCUAAGAAAUCUGGGGGACUAAGCUAUUCAAGUGAACAAGUUGGUGAAGUUCUUGCCAUUUCAGGAUUUUUUAUGCUUCUCUUUCAGCUAUUUUUAUACCCUCCCAUUGAGAAGACUUUUGGACCUGUACACUUGGCUAGAAUUGGAGCAGUCAUCACAAUAGUUGUGCUAUCAACUUACCCUUUUAUAGCAAAGCUGUCUGGCUUCACACUCACUCUGUUGAUUGAUCUUGCAGCUGUGUUAAAGAAUGUAAUAUCUGUAUGCAUUACUACAGGAUUGUUUCUACUACAAAACCGAUCUGUGAGUCAAAGCCAAAGAGGAGCUGCAAAUGGCAUAUCCAUGGCUGCCAUGUCUCUAUUCAAAGCUAUUGGUCCAGCUGGUGGAGGUGUCAUAUUUUCUUGGGCACAGAAUCAUCAAAAUGGAUCAUUUCUUCCUGGUGAUCAUAUGGUUUUCUUCAUUUUGAAUGUUAUCGAGUUUAUUGCACUCAUAAUGACCUUCAAACCAUUUCUAGUCUUGGCUGAUGUAAUUUAAAGUGUGUACAAUACUAUUUCAUAUUUUUGUUCAUAAUAAAGUACUGAAGGGUAUAACAGUAUUUACAACUAA
This is a messenger RNA of Humulus lupulus (European hop), 1806 nucleotides long. Its product is annotated as protein ZINC INDUCED FACILITATOR-LIKE 1-like. NCBI's taxonomy places the organism in Eukaryota, Viridiplantae, Streptophyta, Magnoliopsida, Rosales, Cannabaceae. Gene Ontology annotation, molecular function: transmembrane transporter activity. The coding region runs from base 256 to 1734 and encodes 492 amino acids. The record is from RefSeq and is a predicted model, not a curated record. The transcript has 16 exons. Gene Ontology annotation, biological process: transmembrane transport.